Messenger RNA from Anopheles marshallii, 1296 nucleotides. RefSeq lists its product as uncharacterized. The record is from RefSeq and is a predicted model, not a curated record. Bases 1 to 1296 code for a protein of 431 amino acids. NCBI's taxonomy places the organism in Eukaryota, Metazoa, Arthropoda, Insecta, Diptera, Culicidae. The transcript is spliced from 3 exons. Gene Ontology annotation, molecular function: protein binding.
AUGUCAUCCCAAAGCUUAGUUCGACCCGGCUUAACGACGCCCUACGCCGGGAGCCUGCCAGAGAUAAAGCUACGGCUGCGAAAGAAAGUACCCAAACUUACCGCGAACGAUGUCCGGCGGGCACGAAUUCUAUACUACGAAGCAAUAGCCAGUGAGCUGUACGAGGAAGGUUUUGUGAAUGGCGCAUUCCUGCUGCUGCAUCUUAUCGAGUACGAAGAUGCAAACGUUGGCCGCACGUCUUACGCGUCGGUAGAAAGUCGAAGGCUUCGGAAUAAUGAAAAAUUGCUCAACUAUUUGGGUGGCGCGCUUGCCGAUGCCGAAAGGAACAAACAGUACGAAUGGUUCGAUCAGGAAGUAAGUGCACUGUUAGCGAUUGCCCGCCAAUUGGAACCGGAUCACGAGAAACGGUGGUUAGCACGGCAGUUUUACAUGAUUGCGCUCGACCGAUGCGUUGACUGUUGUCCAAAGAUGCGCGUUAAGAUCCAAUCCCUGGUGAGGUAUUAUUUUGCAAAGUUUCAAAUCGAUCAGAAACGACAUCUGGAGGCUAUGAAGUUGUUGGAGCAGGCUGAUGCAGAUCUGGGAUCUUCUGGCGCGGACGAUAUGGAAGAUUGGAAAACGUUGGACGAGCAUGACGGCGAAAAGCUGUCAAUCGCCAUUAAUACUUUACUGUUUGUGUGCAAUCGUAAGCUUGCAGAGGAUACGGCAGAGUCUCCAGCAUGGAUAGCGGAACAGUACAUACGGGACGCCCACAAGGCAGCACUGAAAACUUUGAAGACGUCAAUGUUGGCUGAAUCGUAUCAGGCAUUUGGAGAUUUUCUUGCCCGAAAAGGAUGUCACGAGGAGGCUUUGGAGAUGUAUCGCAACGGAUUGCAACAAGCUGAGCUUGAUGGAGGCAUGCCGGAUCUGGCAUGUUCCGUUGGUUUAGCUCAGGCAACUUCGUAUCACAAGCUCGGUCAAAUGGUGAAAUGUGACGCUAUGCUUCGCCGUGUCGAUCGCAUGACAAAAUCCGCCGAACAUUCGCUAAAUAGGGGGCAUUACUAUCUGACAUCUGCCAUCCUGCAACAGGAAGACGUCAAGGCCGAUCCCGUACAGAUGGACCAGCUGACGAAGCAGUUACGACUGGCUGCGACCAUUUUUGAGCAUUCUCGCCGGAUGGAUAAGUCACUCGAGGCACGCUGUCUCGAGGGACUUUUACGAGCCGAGCCCGUGUUCAGGGAGUACGUCAACCUGAUCCCGCCAGCCAUUAGCACUUCCGACGACGCACUGUAUCGUGUGAUCGAUCGCGUCGGUUUCUAG